UUCAUCUGACAGCUGUACAACCAUCUCCGACACCGUUUCUCUCCGUCGAGACCUUUCCCGAGGCGAUGGGGAACGAAGCCAGCAUGGAAGGGGAGGGACAGGCGGGGCAGCCCGGCUCCGCUGUCCCUGCAGCGGCGGCUCCGGCUUCCAUUUCAGCACCACCGGACUCUGGACAGCUCAUCAAGCCGAGCAAUGGAGCGCCAGCCGGAGGAAGUGGGGCUGGACCCGGGCCGGGGAUUAACAGACCACCUCCGUCAGACCCGGGCCCUAAAGCAGGAGUCCAGAGUGGACAUGGGACAGGCGACAGGUUGGCCUCUCACGAAACCCGUCAACAUGCUGCCCCUCAAGGAGAGCAGGGCCAGGGUCAUGUGGCCAGGAAGAGUCUGCAGGUGGAUGUGGGUAGCAGCAGGACUGGGAGGUCCCCGUCUGUGUCGCCGGAUCGAGGCAGUGUCCCUACCUCCCCUUACUCUGUGCCACAAAUUGCACCCAUGCCCAGCAGCAAACUGUGCCCCGUCUGCAAAACCACCGACCUGAUGGGCACUGGGGAUGACAAGCUGAACUUCAACACCUGCACACAAUGCUGCUCCAUGGUGUGCAACCAGUGUGGCUUCAACCCCAACCCCCACCUCACAGAGGUUCAAGAGUGGCUAUGCCUCAACUGUCAGAUGCAGAGAGCGUUGGGGAUGGACAUGACCACGCCACGCUCCAAGAGUCAGCAACAGAUACACUCUCCUUCUCAUGCAGCCAAACCAGAACUUAAACCUGAUGCUCCGACACAGCCUGCACCCCAGACACAGGUCCCUCCUCAGAUGCAGCCUCCAGUGCAGGUUCAUCCAGCACCUGGCCCCACCAAACAGACUGGUCCAGCUGGCCCAGGUCAGCAACAAGUAAAGCUCCCUCCAGGGGCAGUCCCUCUCCCAGGCAUGGCCAAGGCCCCCUCCCAGCCUGAUCUGUCCCGCAACUCUCCUGCCCACCAACCCCAGCACCCCCGCCAAGACCAGACUCGCAGUGCAGGGAGCUCCCCAUCACGACAGCCCCCACCUCCAGAGCAAACUUUUGGGAAGUUGUUUGGCUUUGGAGCUUCUCUGCUUAACCAGGCCAGCACUCUCAUAUCUGAGACUACUCAACCCCAACAACAGCCCCCAAAACCGGCCCCCAAACCAGCAGGACCUCCUGGUCCAGCGCCUGGGGCAAGUAAACCCUCAGGACCUCAGCCUGCACAGCAAGGGCCUCAAACCCCUGCUCAGCAGCAACAACAGCCCGCUCCCCCGGACUCUAAACCCAAAGCUUGUUGUCCUCUCUGCAAGACAAACCUCAACAUCGGCAACACAGCAGAACCACCAAACUACAACACCUGCACACAGUGCCACCACCAAGUGUGCAACAUGUGUGGGUUCAAUCCCACUCCACACCUGGUUGAGAAGAAAGAAUGGCUGUGCUUAAACUGCCAGACACAGAGGGCUCUGUCAGGAAGCUUGGGAGAUAUUCCAGGUCCUGUUGUACAGCCCAUGGGAUCCCCCCGGCCACCUGCUACAGCCAAUCAACAACCACCUCAACAGAAAGGGCCCAAUCAACUUUCAGGGCCUAGGCCCUCAGGUCCUCAACAACAACAGAAACCACCGGGUCCCCAAGAUUACAACAAAUCAAGUACACAGAGUUUAAGUGACACUGGAUACUCCUCAGAUGGGAUCUCCAGCUCUCAUGGGGAGAUUACAGGCCAGAUCCAGGAAGAAGGAAUCAAACUCAAUGAAAGAGGUGCUUCCAUCCCCUCAGAAAUCACCAAACUAGAGAGCUCCAUGAAGCCUCUACUAGAGUCAAAGACUGCCUCAGACCAGAAGCACAGGCCACAUUCACUGUCUGUAGGAAAGGACCGGGACUACAGUCCUGAUGACGAUGCAGCAAGAGAUGAAUCAGAGGAUGAACUCAGUUGUAAGCUUCGCCAUGAUUAUGUGGAGGACAGCAGUGAAAGUGGUCUGUCCCCAUUGCCAGUAAGGCAGAAGAAGUCACAUAAAGAUUUAACAGAUGAGGAGUUCAUGAGGAGGCAAAUUAUGGAGAUGAGUGCUGAUGAAGAAGAGUUGGAAGAACACGGAAACCAGAAAACUAAAAGGGGACAUAAAACCGGUGGGGAUUUGAGCAAAGAGAGACGACGACUCUCUCACCAUUCUAAUAGUUUUGAGGAUGAAACUAAGACAUCAGAGGGUGCUUAUAAGGCAAAUGAAGAGGAAGAUGUUGUAAUGGCUGGAGGCCUUCGGCGAUUUAAAACCAUUGAGCUGAAUAACACCAACAGCUACAACCGAGACAUGGAGCUUAGUACUGAGCAUGACCUACGAGAACCUGAGCUAGAAAUGGAGAGUCUGACUGGUUCUCCUGAGGAGCGGUCCAAGGGAGAAUAUUCAUCCACCCUACCUGCCACCACUCCCAGCUACACAUCUGGAACAUCCCCAACAUCUGUGUCGUCCAUGGAGGAUGACAGUGACAGCAGCCCUAGUCGUAGGGCAAGACUAGAGGAGGCAAAGCAGCAGAGGAAAGCUCGACAUCGGUCCCAUGGGCCACUGCUGCCCACUAUUGAGGACUCAUCUGAGGAGGAUGAGCUCAGAGAGGAGGAAGAACUACUUAGGGAACAGGAGCAGAUGAGAGACCUAGAACAACAGAGGAUCCGAAGCACUGCUCGAAAAACAAAGAGGGAUAAAGAGGAGCUACGGGCACAGAGGCGCAGGGAAAGAUCCAAAACUCCCCCCAGUAAUCUCUCUCCUAUUGAGGAUGCAUCGCCAACAGAAGAGCUGAGACAGGCUGCAGAGAUGGAGGAGCUUCACAGAUCAUCAUGUUCUGAAUACUCACCAUCUAUGGACUCAGAGGCAGAAGGCUUUGAAAUGAUUAGUGGAAAGCUUUACAAAUCAGGAAAUGAAUACAACCUUCCAACCUUCACAUCCCUCUACUCUCCUACAGAAAAGACAUCAGCAAUGUCACCCUCUGAUAAAACACUAAAAAGUGCAGAGGAGGUCUAUGAGGAGAUGAUGAAGAAGGCGCAGCUCAUGCAGAGGCAAGGACAAACAGUUCAUCAGCAGAUUGGUGCCCCUCAGCCUGACAGUAAACAUCAUCUUGAAGCAGGAACUGUUCUAACCCCCGGCUCAAGCCCAACACAGGUUACUGCACCUAUGUCCUUCUCCACAACAGGCAGUGAUCCAAGAAUUUCAGGAAUUCAUGCAGCACAGCAUCUAUCAAAAGAAACACAAAAUAGGAUGAUGACACAGAGUGCCAAAAUUGAAGGUGUUGUUGGAGUUGCCACAACCAAAGCCCAAGUCAGUCAAACUGCCGCAACUCGACAGGCUGGUAGCACAGUGCCUGCCAGCAACAGAACAGGCUCCCAGAGGCCAACAAAGGCAUCACCUGACCCUGGAGCAUCCUCCCUAACCUCCAAAGUUUUCUCCCUUUUCAAAGGUCCCAGCCCCCCAGUCUCCCCCACCACUUCUCCGGCACAAAGCCCAACGCAUAUGCCGUCCGUGAGACCCACUGGUAGUAGUGCCAGGCAGCUGCCAUCUUUGCCUGGUGGUCCUACAUCGGCUGCAGCAUCCCAAGGAGCCCAGGCAUCUCAAAGGGCAAUGUCACCACGUCUUACACGACAACAGUCCUCUCAAGAUUCACCUGUGAUGGUGAUAACAUUAGGCUCUGAUACAACUAGCCCUGCCAAGCCACUUACUGUAAAUUCAUCCACUUCCCCUUUGUCAUCACCAACACAAAUCAGCUGUAAAACCUUGUAUAGCUCCCAGCCCCCUUCGACAAGUUCCCCAACGUCACCACAAAUGCAUCCUUUACAACAGUCUCCUAAACAUUCUUCACAGAUGGCUCAAAAUGUUGAAAAAGUAAAUGUUGGUAUUAGCACCGUGACCACAACUGCACAUAGUCGUGGAUCUAUGGAAAAUAUAUCUCUGUGUAAAAUCUCAAAUAUUCCAGGCACUUCAAAAGUUGUGGGUCAGGGCCAAACACAUCCAAGCACUAAUGUGGUGGAUCUGAGAGCCCCAUUGAGGCCAGCUCCAAUUAUAAUGACAGACCAAGGGAUGGACCUAACAUCCCUUGCCUCUGACACAAGAAGAUACUCUUUAGGAGCAGAGCAGCCAUCUGGUCGACACACAGCAGUGCAACCUCUUAUUAUGAACCUUAAUGCACAAGAGCAACCACACAUAUCUAUGACAACACCGACCACAGUUAGCAUCACAGUUGCAGGUUCGAUGUUCAUGUCCCAACCCAAGCAGCCAAUUGUGUAUGGAGAUCCUUUGCAAAACCGUGUGGAUUAUGGGCAGGGUGUUGGAUCAGCUGUGUGUUUAACCCAGAGUAAGCCACCAGUUACUGACCCUUCUAUUCCGAAAAUUGAUGCCUGCCUGGAAAACCUGGGUAUACAACAGCAACAACUGCAGUUACAGCAGCAGAAGCUCCUGCAGCAGCAACAACUUCUUGAGCAGCAGCUCCAGCAGCACCAACAGCAAUCCUCUUUUGCUCGUUACAAUUUAGCUAAUCAGGUCCAGCCACUGCUGAUGAAAAAAGAUCUUGUAGUGAGCCAAACAAGCAGUGCCCAGCCUGUAGUGACUGCUAGUGCCAUUCCCAGAGUAUCCCCCCUGGCUCCACCGACAGUUUCUGGGGGUCCUGCUUCUAAUGCAACUCAUGAAAUCUAUGGUGGAGUUGCCUUGGAGCUAAAAAACAAGCCAACCGUAAUGAAUUUAUCCACAUGUAAACCACAUGUUAUGAUGGUGCAACUUGAUGAGAGUAGCACAUCACAGGAGGGCACAGUCACUCAACUGGUAAAGAGAGAGGAACCUCCUCCCCCUCCUCAGGUCUUAGAUCUCACUGGACAGAUCAAACCAGAAAACCAGGUGGCUUGUUGUGAUGUUGUUUACAAAUUGCCCUUUGCUGGUUCCUGUUCAGGGUCAUUCACCCAGAAGCCUACAGCAGCAUCCUCAGAUAAAACCCCCACCACUGAAACAUCUCAAGCCGUCCACCCUCCCCAUCCACCACACUACAAUGUCAGCCAACAACAACACCAGCCCCAAGCUACACAAGGAGUGACAGAGGAACAUAAACAAUAUCAACCACCCAUAGUCUUCUCAGGAAGAAUACAGCCCUCCAUGUCUGAUACUAAUCUGCCUUCCAUGACUGAUGCUAGUCACUAUCAGAGUAAUGUCCAGGGGGGUCUGGCAGUAGAUCUUAGCAACAUGAAUCAGGCAUAUGAUGGUGGAUACCUUGGCAUGGGAGCACAGUAUGGAUCUUACACAGACUUGCGUCACCAAGGAGAUUUUGCAGCCCCAUCAUUACCCCUUCGUCGAUAUGGCUCCAUGUCAAACAUAAAUUCAGAAUAUGCCUACAGCUCACGUGACCUAGCAGGAUCACAGGACUCCAGUCUGGCUCAGUACAGUGCAACCACCGCGAGGGAAAUCAGUCGCAUGUGUGCAGCUCUUAACUCUGUGGACCAGUUUGGAAGCCGGUAUGGAACUAACCCUGAACUUGUACCAUAUGGGGCUGGAAGGGGUGGAACUUUAGCUAGGCUAAAUCUUCAGCAAAGCUUAGCGUCAAUAAGAGCAAACCUACUGUAUGGUCCAGAUGGAAGACCAACUGCAAAUGGCCAAACGCUAACAAACCUGAUAAAUGCUAGACAAGCAAGUAUACGCGCCUUGUACCCUGCUGCUAUGAGAGGAGGUGAUGGCAUGAUAUAUUCCACCAUAAACACUCCCAUAGCCUCUACUUUGCCAAUUACCACCCAGCCUUCCUCUGUCAUGCGUCCCAUGCCUAGAGGAAUUUACAGACCAUACCCUACAGGUGUAACUGCUGUACCAUUGGCUAGCCUCACUAGGUUGCCUCAAUUGACUCCCAGAAUGCCUCUGUCCACACAGGGACAAUAUCCCUACCCUCCUCCAAACCAGUAUACAACUUCAGGCACACCAUCAGGAAGUGUGCCUGAUGCAAGCAGCUCACAUCAGGAAACCCCUGUAUACCUUGGAAAGCCUUUAACAACAGUUGCUGCGCAAACGGCUGCAACCAUUCCACCAACCCAACCUGCAGCACAAUUAGGAAUACAAAGUAUACCGGCAACUGGUAUGCAAACCACGGCAGAUCAGCAGACAGACCGUAGUCAACUCACCUCACAGAGUGUUUCUUCUUUCUCUCAACCUCAAGGCCAACCUCCAACUGUCCAGCCAGUGCAGGCUCAAAUGCAGCCACAACAGUUACCUACUCAAACUGAACCUUUAUCUUUGACUCAAAUCCAACCACAAGUUCAACCGAUCAGUCAGCCUCAACCAUUAGGUCUGCCACAGGGCCAGCCGCAAGCAACACCCCACAGUACUGCCCUAGCACAGAGUUCCAAACUUUCUCCUCCCAUAGAUGCCCAGAAAGGUAAGGAAGAUGAUAGACUAAGUCAGCAACAAGAGCACAUGCUGCAGCUAGAGCGAGAGCGUGUUGAACUGGAGAAAUUCCGACAGCUGCGUCUACAAGAGGAGCUUGAAAGGGAUCGUAUGGAGCUUCAGCGACACAGAGAAAAAGAACAACUACUCGUUCAGCGUGAGAUUCAAGAACUUCAGACAAUCAAACACCAAGUCAUACAGCAACAGCAAGCAGAGCGGGAGACACAGCUCAUUAUGCAAAGAGAACAACUGGCCCAGCAGAGAAUGCAGCUUGAACAAAUUCAGUCUCUGCAACAGCAGCUCCAGCAGCAGUUAGAGGAGCAGAAAAGGCAAAAGACAGCAGCAGUGGAGGCAGCAGCUGCUGCUGCUGCAGCAGAGGCAGCUGCCGCAUCAGCAGCAGUGGCAGCAGCAGCAACGUCUGCCCAGGGUGCUAUACAAGGGGUAGUUGUUGGAGGAGGGCCCCCUCAAGGGUUUAUUAUCUGUGACCAGAGUGGUAGAGUUAUUCAACAAGAUGGACAGAGUGUUCAGUUUUGGCAAGAUGGACAAGUGGUCCAAGCCGUGGUGGCUGCUCGACCUAUUCAUAGUUCUGCCUCUGAAAUGUCUUUGAGAAGCAGUGACAAACAGGCUGAUUCCAAGAUUAUGAAAAAGCAGAAUUCCAUGCCUCGGCUGAGGGAUGGUACAGAGGAGGACUCUGUGAAGAGGAUUACAGACAGCUGUGUGCAAACAGACGAUGAAGAUGGAGAGGACAGAUUCAUGAACAGGCGUAGAAGAACAAGGCGUAUUGCGGACUGCAGUGUGCAGACUGAUGAGGAGGACCAGGGAGAAUGGGACCAGCAACCAGUAAGGCGCAGGAGAUCACGUGUAUCCAAGCACUCUGAAUCCAGUGGCGAGGCUAAAUCAGAAGGAUCAUCUAAAGUGGCUUCUGCAAGUAUAGCUAUUCAGACCACCAAUGAUUCGUCAUGCCAAACAGAGCCUGACCAAUUAGGCAGGAUUUCACCUGCGAUCCACAUUACCAUGGCAGAGACCUCAAAGGUUGACCUAUUACAUUACAUAGCAGCCCCUGAAAGGACCCACAAAGGAGAGAGUCUGGCCUGCCAGACAGAACCAGAAUCUCAGUCUCAUGGUGUGGUUGCCCCUCAGCUGAGUGUCCCUACAACUAUCAGUCCAUACUCCACAAGUCUGCAUAUGGUAGGUGCGAACACAUCUGACCCAACCUCUCCAAGACUCCAAGGAGUUGCCAAGUUUGAGAGGAGGAAACCAGACCCCCUUGAAAUAGGCUAUCAGCAGCAACAAAAUGAGUCUCCAUCUCGCCAGCCCCCAAAAUCUCCCCAGGUGCUAUACUCCCCUGUAUCUCCCUUGUCUCCUCAUCGCAUGCUGGAGACAACAUUUGCCUCCCAGGAGAAACUUAACAAGGCCCAUGUUACACCCCAGCAGAAAUCCUUUACUGCUGAAUCACCCCAACGCCACCAGACCUUACCAAGACCCAUAAAAAGUGUGCAGCGCUCCAUGUCGGAUCCGAAGCCUCUCAGCCCCACAUCAGAAGACCCUGCCAAGAACAGGUUUUCCCCAUAUCAUCAGCAAGCUCUUUCCAACAGUCAGAUGGCCUCCCUGCAGCAGCAGCAGAACUCUCUGAUGAGGAAAGUAAAGAGGACUCUCCCCAGUCCCCCUCCAGAGGAGACUCCGCUCCCCAUUGUUACUCCAGCACAAAUGUACAGCUCUCCUGGCAUGCCCCAGAGGGUCUUACCCAGACCUUCCCAAGGAGUCACCAAGGCUGGCCUGCUGAGUGAACUGAAAGCUGUGGAACAAGAGUCGUCGAAGCUCCGUAAGCAGCAGGCUGAACUGGAGGAAGAAGAGAAAGAGAUUGAUGCCAAGCUACGUUACUUGGAGCUAGGCAUCACCCAACGUAAAGAGACCAUGGUGAAGGAGAGGGAGAGGAGAGAGAUAGCUUACCUGAGAUGUAUGGGUGAUGCUCGGGACUACAUGUCAGACAGUGAGCUCAAUAAUCUCAGGAUGGCAGCUGCAACAGGAACCUUUGAUUCCAACGGUCUGCUAACAAGGCCCAACACUGCACCAUUGAGCCAAUUUACUAAUGACCUCAAUUCAACCUCCCAGUAUCCCUCAACCUCAUCCUAUAUGUCUUAUCCAUACCCUCAAAGUCAACCAUCAACACAGCAACCAAGUUCUGCUUAUCAACAGAUAGGUUUCCAACCUCCUCAGUACCCUUCAUCCUCUGCACCCCAGCCAGGAACAUUCCAGCCCCAUCCCCCACCAGGACCUGGCUACCAGAAUCAGGGAACCUAUUCCUCCCGCAUGUAUGCCCAGUCCUCCUACCAGCCAGACCUUGGCAUGCAGCAGCAUGGUCUUCAGGGUUUCCAUCCACCUGGUCAGCCUAUGCCAGGGCAGAGCCUUCCUUACCCGAGCCAUAGCUCCUACCAACCUGUUCUCUCCUACCAGCCCCAGGCAGAGAUCCUUACAGUCCAUCAAAGACCGCGGCAAACCUCUUUGGCUGACCUCGAGCAAAAACUCCCCACCAACUAUGAGGUCAUCAGCAACCCGGCAGUGUCUGUGGCCACAUCAGCUCCAGAUACCAACUUUGGUUCAGUCUACAGCAAUGCGUAUGGACAAUACCGCCCCCCUGAGCCUGGCCUGUCUCACUCUGUAGAGAGCCCCACCUCUGCUUAUGCUUCAGAUGGACUCUACACCUCUAACCUGGAGCAGAAUAUUCCUCGGAACUAUGUCAUGAUUGAUGACAUCAGUGAGUUGACAAAAGACAACACUAGCCAACCUACUGAUGCUCUAGGCCAUCCUGUGGGAGGGCGGUAUCGCAGUGAGAAUGGUCCCGCACGUGGGAGUGCCUAUGGUAGGCCUGAAGAUGAGCCUGUGGAUGCUUAUGGCAGACCAACAGGCACAACUGGUUACCAAAGUACAGCGGACGGUCGCACCAGCACCACAGUGAGUGGAGGCUCUUCCUAUUACUAUGAUGAUUAUAAACACACAUCACGAAGCAGCUCCAGUAGCCACAAACUCACUCCCAAGAAUCUCGCCCCUGCAGUAGUCUCAUCUAAACGUAGUAAGCACAGGAAGCAGGGAAUGGAGCAAAAGAUUUCCAAAUUCUCCCCUAUUGAGGAAGCACGGGAUGUGGAGUCUGACCUUGCCUCUUACACAAUGACGACAUCAACAGGAGGGAGCUGUACUGUUGUGUCCAGAUCCAAGAAGCUUCAGGAUGAUGUCACCUAUGGGAUGAAGAAGAAUGCAUAUGACCAGCAGAAAUAUUACGGCACCAGUCGUGAGGGUCUUGAGGAGGACGACCGCAUGUACAGCUCUGGUAGGUCCAGGUCUACUGGAUAUGGUAUGGACAAGAUUUCAUCCAGAGAUGCCACAGGCCAUAGAAGUAAAUCCUACGAGAGGGAUGCCAUGGAGCGGUCUCAGAGAAGCAGCCGCGGAAGACCCCCUAUGCGUAGCCAGAAUUCAGAAGAGGAGAGCCCACUCAGUCCUGUUGGGAAGCCCGUAGGCAUGGGAAGAGGCUCUGUCAUACCAGACGCCCAUGAUGUAAGGAACCAGUAUGGCUCCAGUCACUCAUUGCCAGAUGUGCAGGACCAUCACAAGAAGGACCUUCCCAGAAGUCAUGUCUAUAAACCAGACGACUCUUACCUCGUAGAUGACAUGCACUGUGCUGUUUCUGACAGUGAAGCCUAUCAUUUGGGCCAAGAGGAGACUGAUUGGUUUGAGAAGCCACGGGAGGCCCGUUCUGAUCGCUCAAGACAUCAUGGAAGUGGAAGUCACUCAUCCACAGGUAGGCGUAGUAAACACACCUACCAUGAUUAUGACGAACCUCCAGAGGAAUACUGUCCCCCUGAUGAGUACAACCAACAACGGCACCCCUCCUCCACAUCAUCACGGGACCACCGUCACCACGGCAGCAGCUCUGGCAGACACAGCUCUUCUCGCCACUCCUCAGAGGAUCCUAGGUCCUCCCGUUCUUCCAGGACACACCCCAAAGACCCACCUGGCCGCUCUGAUGGCAGAAACUCCUCAUCUACACAAAGAAGGAGCGGUCCAGACUCCCGUUCCGCCCAGGAAAGCCCCCGGAACUCAGGUGACUUCUCUCGAGACUCUGGUCUUCACCACGGCACCGGAGGACGGAGCCAGAGACCCCAAGGAGAUCGCACAGCCUCCAGGAGGCAGGAGCCCUCUCCAGCAGGGCCUAAACCACAGCAGCAGCCUCCUCAGGGCCAUGCUGGGCAGCAGCGGUCUGGUGGUCAGGGUCAAUCUGGGAGACAUCUAGGACCUGAACCACUCGAUGGUACCCAGCAGGCCCAGCAACAGCAUCACCAGAGUACACAACAGCAGCAGCAGCAACCACAGCAGCACAGUCAGACCCCUCAGAGCAACCAACCUACAACAACUGCAGGAGUUGGACCUGCACAGCAGCAGCCCAAAUCCAGCCAAGUGCCACCACAGGGACGGCAGCCAGGAGUAGGAUCUGCAGCUGGGCAGCCUGCUACCACAGUCGCUAAAAUGGAUACUACACCUGCAGCAGCAGCCACAGGAAUGAAACCUACAACAGGAGUCCCUGUAGGAGCACCACAGCCUACCAAAAUAGCUACACCCCCUCUAACAGGCAUUGGAUCCAAGGCUGCGCCUGUUGGGAUAGGUAGUAAACCUGUAGGUAUAGGCAGCGCUGCAGCAGGACAGGCACCCGCUGAAGGGGAAAAUGUUCUCACCAAAAUCCUGCAAGGAGGGGCAGCAGAGCAGGCGGGAAAACUGGGAGACGCUUUGACUGGCCUUGGGAAGAAGUUCACUUCAUUUUGGUGAACUCAAGAGAAGAGGGGUGUGCAGGGUUGAAAUGAGAUGGAUUGGUAGCUUUGUUCUUGAAAAACCUAUGAAACUGCAUUAAAUACAUUUCACAUUACAGAGGACAUAGAGGAAGAGAGAUCCUGAGUGCAUCAAGCUGGAAUCAAAGGAUGCCUUGUCAGCACUGAAUUCCCCAGACAUGGGCGCACGAUUGAAGUGAAUUAAAUAAGGGUGAAUGCUUUGUCAGCAUAGUGUUACAAGACAUGAGCAGAGCACUGAAGAGGCCUAAAAGUAAGUGGAUGCCUUGACAGAACUACAGCCCCAGAAUAAUGAUUGUGGAGAUGUCUGAUGCCUCAUUAGGCCAAUGGUAAGUAACUAAAAGCCAUUCACAUACAUCUGUGUGUGUGUACAUGUGUAUGUGGUCAUGUAUGUAUGUUUGUGUUGCUAGAUUAUGGGCUGGCUGAAUUCAUCUUUGUUGUUGGUUUCACUUUUGUUUGCUUCAGCAUUGUAUUUCAUUGGUUCAAUGCUGUGUCAGGUCAGGUAAUUAAAGUCACAGUCCGCUUUAACUUUCUGCUGCAUAGGUGAAAGGCCAAAGCCAAGAACAAGGGAGGUUGGAGCUAGUACGGUUUACCUUUUGACUCCACAAAUGUCCAAUAAUCUGGGCCAAGCAUGCUGGGCUAUACUUAGCCUGAGAAGGCUAACUGUGACUUUGCUUUAAUGUCACACACACAAAGACACACAGAGACAAGAGCGCAUGCAGGCACACAGAAUCGUGACUCAUGGUAAGCAUCACUCAUUACAUGGUAGAAGGAGCUAAUGUACUAAUUCUGCUCAAUGGAGCAGAACUACAGAAGCGCAAAUAAAGCAGAUUUCAAUGCACUUAAUCUAGCGCACAUGCUGUGACUUUGAUAGGAUGAAAUUGCGGCUCAUUUGAAUGAAGGCUGUCUACGCUACUACACUUGAAGUGUAAUCAUCUCUGUGUCAGUGGCCAGUCUCAGGACUCACAGACAGAGGGGGAAUGUGGACAUAAACCCGACUCAGUACUUCUUUGAGCAGCAGGCCAGCCUUCUCAGCCCAGUGGAUUAUUGCUGAUACCAGCAGGCCUGUGAUUGGCUGGAGUAUUAUGGAACGUAAAGGAGAGUCUGGUCUGGAGAAUUUGAUAUUGUGCAUUAACAAUUAAUUUAUUUCUGCUAACAUUCACAUCUUCACUGUCUUUAUUUCAGGAGCACAACAACGGCCAAUAAUGAGGAUGUAGUGAAGCGGAAAAGAGAGGGGGAUGGGAGACUCUAGUGCUCCUUCCCCUUCUCUCCUAGAGAACGCCUCCUGGGAUCUGUGUGACAGUAAAAGGCCUGCUAACUGAAGCACCUGGAUAUCAUGGGAGAAAUUCAACGUGUUCGGUGGUGCAUGUCUCUUCUUUCAAACAGCUCAAUAAAGGAAGCCUCACAUCGCCCUCUACAGGGGUUUUAAUCGAACACCACUCAUGUCUGAGGAGUGCACAUCUGGCAAGAAUAUUUGAUUCUACAUUGAUUUCUUCAGAGCCUUUUAAUGCAAAACACUGAAAAAAGAAGAAGACAGAUUUUCAUAGGUUUUCCUUGUACCAAAGAUACCGAUCAUAGCCUACAAUGACACCACAUACCUGGAGUAGACGAGGUGUAUCACAGCAAUGACAACCAACCUGAUGACUCCACCACAAUCCUUGAAUGCUUGGUUUCUUUGAUCUCUACAGUACAUUCCAGUAUAGGGAAUUUGACCCUUUCUUUGAAUGUUUUUUAAUUUAGCUCUUUUUGUUUUUAUGUCUACUGAAUGCUUUGUGUAAACGUGGACAUGAGAAUGCACGCACUAAUAAUUCAAAAACGGAAAAAAAAAGAAGCCCAUAUCAGAACUUUUUCACCACCUAUGAGAUGCCACUAGUCAUUAGCUGUAGGUUUUUAGGGAAUGGAAUUACUACCAGUGUGCCCACAAGUGUGAGAUUCACACAGAUGAGAGGACCAAAUGAAGGAGUGGCCACGGCUCUUUAUUAGCCAUCACAAAGCCAUCGUUAUAGUGAGACCCAGAGCUGACACGCUCUCUGGGGCUGACUAUAAAAAGGAUAAAAUCCCAGAAGGGACUUUAUUCUUUUUAUUGAUUUGUCUCAUCUUUUAGUUUCUUUUCAUUUUUGCCUGAUAUUCACUGAAUGGAAGAGCCUUAUUCAGUACACGUUUUUACUUGUAUACCUCACAUGUUUUAAAAUGUCCAUGUCAUCAUGUAUUUCUUUUUACACAACUGUAUACUAUUGUAUGUACA
This is a messenger RNA of Micropterus dolomieu (smallmouth bass), 13466 nucleotides long. It is a transcript of the gene bsnb, whose product is annotated as bassoon (presynaptic cytomatrix protein) b. The record is from RefSeq and is a predicted model, not a curated record. Gene Ontology annotation, biological process: protein localization to synapse; presynaptic active zone assembly. Gene Ontology annotation, molecular function: structural constituent of presynaptic active zone; metal ion binding. The transcript is spliced from 12 exons. Bases 66 to 11204 code for a protein of 3712 amino acids. Gene Ontology annotation, cellular component: GABA-ergic synapse; cytoskeleton of presynaptic active zone; glutamatergic synapse. NCBI's taxonomy places the organism in Eukaryota, Metazoa, Chordata, Actinopteri, Centrarchiformes, Centrarchidae.